This is a messenger RNA of Telopea speciosissima, 1294 nucleotides long. Its product is annotated as steroid 5-alpha-reductase DET2. The record is from RefSeq and is a predicted model, not a curated record. The transcript is spliced from 3 exons. Gene Ontology annotation, cellular component: membrane. Gene Ontology annotation, molecular function: 3-oxo-5-alpha-steroid 4-dehydrogenase activity. The coding region runs from base 434 to 1228 and encodes 264 amino acids. NCBI's taxonomy places the organism in Eukaryota, Viridiplantae, Streptophyta, Magnoliopsida, Proteales, Proteaceae. Gene Ontology annotation, biological process: brassinosteroid biosynthetic process.
AUAGAAUGAGGGUAAGAACAGGAAGAUGAAGAUCGUGGUAAUUCUAUAAAAGACCAAGUAUCGAUCACCAACUUCUCCGUUCGCUCUUUCUAAUUCAAUAUCAGAAGAGAUAUUGAUCGCCAUCUCGUUUACAUCACUGUAUAUCAUCUUUGAAAUGAAGAACUGAGGCUUAAGUUAUUGGAGGAAACUGAAUUUUCAAUGAAAGGAAGGGUGGCCUAGAAACAGUGGAUAAAUGCGUAGGAUGACAGAUGUAAGAUGGUUCUUUGAAAAUUGAGAGAGAGUAGCUGUCCAGAUUCAAAUUGAUCUGAAACUCCAAGUUGGAGAUUGGGACGAAACUCCUGACUUUUAGUUUUGACUUAACCACAGCUAUAAACCAUCCUUCAACAUAUUUCUAACGGUCGAUCUCCGUCCGACCUGCCAAACCAACAGAAGUAUGGCAUCCUUAUCAGACCAAAAUCUUUUCUAUUACUGUCUUGUAUCUCACUUCCUUCUUGGUCCUCUUACCAUUAUUGGCCUCCAAUUUCUCCAAGCUCCAUAUGGCAAGCACUAUCGUGCAGGAUGGGGUCCGACCUUAUCCGCACCAUUGGCUUGGUUCUUGAUGGAGAGCCCCACCAUUUGGCUUACAUUACUCAUCCUUCCCUUUGGUCAGCACCGAUUCAAUCCCAAAGCUUUAACUCUAAUCUCCGUUUACCUCUUCCACUAUAUUCACCGGACAUGUAUCUACCCUCUUCGCCUCCGUAGAACAUCUGUCCAGAGAUCUAAGAGUGCAAACCGUGUUCCCAUCUUAUUAGCGUUGUUGGCCUUCUGCUACAACCUUCUAAACGCCUAUUUGCAAACAAGGUGGGUCUCACAUUAUGCAAAUUACAGUGAAUUGGGCAACUGGCUGUUUUGGGGCCGGUUUUUGGUGGGGCUGAGAAUUUUCUACUGGGGUAUGAGGAUGAAUGUACAGUCAGAUAUGGAAUUGCUGGCACUGAAAGGAAAUGAUGGAGGAUACAAGAUACCAAAGGGAGGAUGGUUUGAGAGGGUUAGUUGCCCUAAUUACUUCGGAGAAAUUCUUGAGUGGUUCGGUUGGACAUUCAUGACAUGGUCUUGGGCAGGAUUUGCGUUUCUCUUAUACACAUGUGCAAACUUGGUGCCUAGGGCACACGCAAAUCAUCAAUGGUACUUGGAGAAGUUUGGAGCAUAUUAUCCCAAGUCAAGAAAGGCUGUUAUACCCUUUGUGUACUGAAAAACAAAGAGAUGAUCUUUUCUUGUUUUCCUAUAACCAGAGAUGGAUGCAGUCUUGUUUCAUUUU